Messenger RNA from Dovyalis caffra, 756 nucleotides. NCBI's taxonomy places the organism in Eukaryota, Viridiplantae, Streptophyta, Magnoliopsida, Malpighiales, Salicaceae. The record is from the annotation of a GenBank genome assembly.
AUGAAGAUAAUGGUAGCAAUAAAAAGAGUCGUUGAUUACGCCGUGAAGAUCAGAGUCAAAACAGACAAGAGUGGAGUUGAGACCCAAAAUGUGAAGAUGUCCAUGAACCCAUUUUGCGAGAUAGCUUUAGAGGAGGCGCUUAGAAUCAAGCAGUCUGGAUUGGCAUCCGAGGUUGUCGCCGUAAGUAUGGGUUCAACCCAGUGCGUUGAUACGCUGCGGACAGGUCUGGCUAUGGGGGCUGAUAGAGGGAUUCAUGUAGAGUCCACGGCUGCGUUGUAUCCUCUUACUGUGGCUAAGCUCUUGAAGGCCCUUGUGGAGGUCGAGAAGCCUGGACUCCUUAUUUUGGGCAAACAGGCUAUUGAUGAUGAUUGCAAUCAAACAGGUCAAAUGGUGGCAGGGUUGUUAGGCUGGCCUCAGGGAACAUUUGCUUCAAAGGUCUUGCUUGACAAGGAGAAACAGGUAGCUACAGUAGAUCGAGAAGUAGAUGGUGGUCUUGAGACUUUAUGUUUAAACUUACCUGCAGUGAUCACCACUGAUUUGAGACUGAACCAACCAAGGUAUGCCACACUGCCCAACAUUAUGAAGGCAAAAUCUAAGGUCGUCAAGAAGUACACUCCACAAGAUUUGAACGUGGAAGUUAAAUCUGAUUUAGAGGUUGUUGAAGUCACGGAACCUCCCAAGAGAAAAGCAGGGGUUGUUGUUUCUUCUGUAGAUGAAUUGAUUGAUAAGCUUCAAAAUGAAGCUCGCGUCAUUUAA